Molecule: messenger RNA, 1116 nt
Organism: Penicillium macrosclerotiorum
Lineage: Eukaryota; Fungi; Ascomycota; Eurotiomycetes; Eurotiales; Aspergillaceae
Product: GTP-binding protein RBG1
Exons: 9
Coding region: 1-1116 (371 amino acids)
Biological process (GO): cytoplasmic translation
Cellular component (GO): cytoplasm
Molecular function (GO): GTPase activity; GTP binding
Source: RefSeq, a predicted model, not a curated record
AUGUCGACCACCAUUGACAAGAUCAAGGAGAUUGAGUCCGAGAUGGCUCGGACUCAGAAGAACAAGAAUACCUCCUUCCAUUUGGGACAAUUGAAGGCUAAGCUUGCUAAGCUCAAGCGAGAGCUGUUGACUCCAUCCGGAGGCGGCGGAGGCGGUGGUGCCGGUUUCGAUGUUGCUCGUACUGGUGUUGCCAGUGUUGGCUUUAUUGGUUUCCCCUCCGUUGGCAAGAGUACACUGAUGAGCAAAUUGACCGGCCAACAUUCGGAAGCUGCCGCCUACGAGUUUACGACCCUUACGACUGUUCCUGGACAAGUCAUAUACAAUGGUGCCAAAAUUCAGAUUCUGGAUCUUCCUGGUAUCAUUCAAGGUGCCAAGGAUGGUAAGGGUCGUGGUCGUCAGGUCAUUGCAGUGGCUAAAACUUGCCAUCUUAUUUUCAUUGUUCUUGAUGUGAACAAGCCACUGGUUGACAAGAAAGUUAUCGAAAACGAACUGGAGGGCUUUGGCAUUCGCAUCAACAAAUCUCCUCCCAACAUUGUGUUCCGGAAGAAGGACAAGGGCGGUAUUGCUAUCACCAGCACCGUCCCUCUGAACAACAUUUCUCAUGAGGAAAUCAAAGCAGUGAUGAACGAGUACAAGAUCUCGUCUGCUGAUAUUUCUAUCCGGUGCGACGCGACCAUUGAUGAUCUGAUUGAUGUUUUGGAGGCAAAGAGCCGAAGUUACAUUCCUGUCGUAUACGCACUCAACAAGAUUGAUGCCAUUUCUAUUGAGGAGCUCGAUCUUUUGUACCGGAUUCCCAACGCCUGUCCCAUCAGUUCAGAGCAUGGAUGGAACAUCGAUGAGCUCCUGGAGUUGAUGUGGGAAAAGCUCAAUUUGCGACGAAUCUAUACCAAACCCAAGGGCAGAGCGCCUGACUAUUCAGCCCCUGUUGUCCUUCGUGCUUCGGGAUGUACGGUUGAGGACUUCGUAAGGACACCCCGCGAGACCUUCACGCCUAAGGAUUCGGAACAGUUCAAGCAUGCGAUCGUCUACGGUCGUUCCGUCAAGCACCAGCCGCAGCGAGUCGGCCUCUCUCACGAGCUUGCUGAUGAAGAUAUUGUAUCGAUUGUGAAGCGAUAA